Molecule: messenger RNA, 1560 nt
Organism: Cercopithifilaria johnstoni
Lineage: Eukaryota; Metazoa; Nematoda; Chromadorea; Rhabditida; Onchocercidae
Source: the annotation of a GenBank genome assembly
AUGGAUAUCGAAUUCUUAUUGAUAAUAAUGUAUUCUGUCGAUGAAUGUACUUCAUCAUCGACUUCUGCAUCUCAUAAACAAUCCAAACCUAAUGGUGACAUAGCAGAUGCACGAAGUAAUGAUGCUUUAAGCAGAAAGCGUACAGCAGCACGACAGCUUCCACGAAUUAUGCUGCAUCCAAGCUUUCCACAAGGAGGUGGUACGGUGAACAGUUUAACUGCAAAUGAUUUCCCGCAAGAGGAUUGUGAAAGUAAUGCGAAAAAGCGUUCACGAGAUGUUGGAUCAGCAUCUGGCGAUUUAACUUUAUCAGAACUGAGUGACAGUCAAUCGAAAAGUCCACUUUGUCACGCUAAGGAUUCGACAAAGAAGGAUCGGACAUGGACAGAAGUAAAUAAUACUGUGGUUUGUGGCUAUCAGCUAGUUGGUGCUGGGAAGGAAUUUGUAGCGUAUCACAUCGAGAAAAAGAUUGUAAAAACUUGUCAGCCUAUCGACAAUGAGCAAUAUAUGAAACUGUUAUCAAUUGCAAGUCGUCUGAACGUAGCAAAAAAUUAUUGGAAAUAUGAAGAUUUGGAAGAGAUGAGAGAAUUUGUUCUUCCCUCAGGAACGGAAGUAUGCACUGAUAAUAAUGGUCAGCGUUUUAUGUUUUCCAACUGGCAGUAUGGUACUCUGCAUAGUAAGGUUCAGGCGGGGAAAGUUAAGCUUUCCGAAAGCGAAGCGUUUUCACUGUUUUCAAAAAUUGUCAGAGGAAUUGCUUUUUGUCAUGCCUGUGGAAUUGUUGUACGUGAUGUCAAACUGCGGAAGUUCGUCUUCACAGAUAAGCAGAUGACGCAGAUGAGAUUACGAGAUAUAUUUGAUGUUUUUGUUUGCGAAGACAUCAAAGAUGAUCGGUUACGUGAUAGACAUAGUUGUCCUGCAUAUGUUGCUCCUGAAAUAUUGAAGGAUUCUCCUGAAUAUGCUGGUCGUCCAGCUGAUAUUUGGGCACUAGGAGUCCUGUUCUAUGUUCUAUUAUUUGGAAGUUAUCCCUUCAAUGAUGCAACACCCCAGAGAUUGUUUUACCGAAUUCUGAAGGCAAAAUUUAGUAUCCCAUCACAGAUUCCGGUGUCGCAAACAGCACGUGCUCUAAUUUUUGGCAUGUUGCGAAAAGAACCGUCAGAACGUCCCACCGCUGAACAGCUCCUCUAUGUACCAUUGGAUGAACAGUGUUUGGACGACUCAAAUAUUAUAUCAUUUCGUUCUAUUUUACCAGGUUGGCUGGAAAUACCAUCUCGUGUUACACUUCUCGGCGUGACCAGCAAUCCUGCUUUUGAAUUUGCACGACGAAUCAUGAAGAUGAACAGCGAAAGUGAAGACCAGGUAGUGCCAACUUUCUCGUCUGCAAUACGUAACGUCCAACGACAUUUGCAAAUAAUGCGCGACAUCAUGGCUGACUCGUCUUUAGCCACCGCAAUCACUGAAGAAAAUGCUGAUGAACCGCCUUCCUCAUCGCUACAUUCUACUCCUGUUAUUGCUUCCAUCAUUACAAUUGGUGGUAAUUCUUCUGGCACACCUAGAAUAGCAUAG